UUUAAAGGUUUGUCUAUGAUAAGAUGACAACCACCUAAGGUUAGGUUAGGAAAGAGAUUCAAAUAUCAUACAGGGAUAUUUAUAUACAUUAUUUGGGAGCUUUCUGUCUUCCUCAUUAAGAUAUUGGUGAAGGUGAUAGAGACUAACAAGACCGUGAUAGUGGUAAAGUUAGCUGGGUACAACUUUACUGCCCUGCUGCAGGCGGCUGUGUCCUGGUACCUCUGUGGCCCCUUUUCAAAAGCUUUUUGUGUUUGUUUGUGUUUGUUUGUGUGGGAGUCUGCUUUGACCUUGAGGCCAAUCUUGAUAAUCUUGAUACUUAAAAGCUAUAUAAGUGUGUAAAAUAAACGGCAAUCUCGAGGUCAAUGACAUCCCUAGGAAGUGUCAAUAUUUGGACAAACUCAAGCUAAUGACGUACAAAUACUAUUUACAUUUGUAGGGUGGUGUUCAGCUCCGUGGGUAGAACAUCCACCACAUGUGUUGAGGCUACAGUCCUCGUUGCAGGUUGCCCCAUUUCGACCCCUGCACUGACCGACCCGUCCUGCAUGUCGUUUUUACAUUUGUACAUUUGUAAAAAAAAAAAAAAAAAAAAACAUAGAGCAGAUUCCUUUUUGAUAGACAUGAAUAGAGUGUUAAAAGCAUUUCAGGAUCAGCUCCCAGAAAACCCUUCUACAUAGUUACACUGUGUUUGGGACCAUGUCUACGUGUAUCCUGAUUCCACAUAGUGCCACUAUGAGUCUUGCAUUAGUUUUGUCAGUAAUGAUGCAUGACUCCACAACUGGCCUGUGACAAUGCUCCUAUUGUUAAAUGUCACCUCACAGUUGUUUGAUGUGGGGUGACAUGACUGCAUUUCUUAAAUUCCAGUCUAACCAGGAAAAUCAAGGCGUUUACCUUUUCACACGGGUGUCAGGUUUACAGCCACAGGUAUCAGAUACAGGCUUCCUGAAAGAUUUUUUUUUUUUUUUUUUUUUUUUCAAAGAUGAUAAUGAAAACUAUGAGAGAUAAGGUGCAAUCAAAGGCCUCUCACACUCUGGAUGGGGGUAUUAGUUUAACGGUACAAUGACAGACAAAGAAACAGAGUCUACAAGUGCCAAAGGAAAGUCUCACAACCUCUUCUGCAAGCAAACAAACAACAAAAAAAGACUUUCACAUGGUCACAGACCACCAGUGGCAUUUGAGUAUUCACUUCCUGUGUGGAAACUAUUACUCUUGUGUGUUUGUGUGUGUGUGUCAGGCCAGGUCUAAGCUCACUUGAAUUGAAUCAGUUAAAGAUAUACAACGUCUUCUUGUGUAGUUUCUGUUGCCCUCUCCAACACUACAGGUGCAGUUCAGAAUUAAGAAACUCAGAACAGAAGUGGUGCUACAGACUAACGGAUUCGAUGGAGGAUUUUUCUAGAUAUUUGAGCAUCAACUGGACUUUGACUCUGAUUCUGUGCUGCAUCUUCCAGAUUCUCUUACCGUCAGAAGGGAACAUCAUAUCAGAGGUGGCUGGCAGCACGGUGACCUUAACCUGUAACAGCAACUCAAUCGGCGGACUCAGUCUACUGAAAUGGACAAUGGAUGGAGUUCACCUGUUCAGUUUCAAACCACAGGAAAAGCUUUUUGCCACCGAGGAAGCUGUCCGCCUGAACAUGAACAUGUCUCAGUUAGAGAGUGAACUGUAUGCACUCAUCAUAGAGAAGGCCCAGGUGGAUCACAGGGGAAACUACACUUGUGAUAUGAUCACAAACACCGGAGUCUGGCAACAGAGCUGGCAGCUCAUAAUUACAGAGAAACCUGGAGAGUUGCCUGACCAAAUAAUCGCUGUGGCGGUUGGUGUUCCUUGUGUGUGUUUCCUGAUCUUUGUGUUAGUUUUCAUCCUUCUCAGAGGACUCUGUCUACUAAAUAAUCCUCCUCCUGCUGUAGAAAUGCCGGAGCAAAGCGAAGUUAUUUAUGAAACCUGCCUUGAAAUUGAGGUGAGGCGGCCUUACCUUCGGAAGACCAGGGCCCGCUAACAUGCAGCAUUGCCUUACAUCUCACCAUACAGUACUAAUUUUUCUAACUGCUUUUUUUCAAAUAAUAUACUGUAUGUAAUGACUGCCACAAGGUUUGCUUGUAUGGAAGGUUGGUGUACUCAGCUUUAUUUUUGAAUGCUGGAUGACCUUCUGUCCUUGACAUUUAAUUUUCUCAGUACUUAAUCAUAACAUGUCACCUCAGGACACUUAACUGAGUAGAGAUCAGCUUGACCAUGGUGUGCACAGAGACUGUUACUGCAAAGACAUCUUCCUUCCUGUUCCUUUGUGGGGAGAAAUCUCACACAUGAAAGUCAACAAAGUUUCAAGCUCACACCAUUGUACUGUGUUGAACAGAGAAACCUGCCAGUCCAGCAGCAGAGGGAACAAAUGAACAGGAAGUUAGUUGUGUGUAUACAACUUGUUCAUGAAGGCUUUUUUUUGUUGCAUAUGUUGCAUAAAAACAUUUUAUAUGAAAUAUGCAUGUGACUGUUUUAUAGGUUUUAGCAGUGGUCUUUUGGGAGUUUGUCAAUUCCUGAGCUAUUUAAAAGCUAUGAAUAAGAAUGCCCCUCCCGCUCCGUCUCUUCUUUAUGAAGCUCCGUUUUGCCUCUCAGCUUGAUCAUGUAUGGGUGGUGCCUGACUAUUUAAACACACAAAUCAGAGCACACUGGCGUGGUUUGGAUGGGAUCAUCCUCUUUAGCUCUAACAAUUUUAUGAGGACUUUAAAGUUAGGAUUUUUAAGACAGUAUCAGCCAUCUUCAUAGAAGCCGUUACUUAGUGUAGUGAUAUAAAUGUAAUGACCUGAUGUGAAGAUACUAGAGAGGCUGGUCUUUGCUCAUCUGCGCCCUCUGGUGACCUCACUGCUGGACCCAUUUCAGUUCUCCACCAACCCAGCGUUGGAGUGGAUGACCCCAUCAUCUGCCUCCUGCAUAGAGCUCUCUGUGAUCUGGAUCUGGAGAAGGCUGGGAACACUGUGAGAAUCAUGUUGCUUGUUUUUCUUGAGCUUCACAGCUUCAACAGCGCUGAACUCGGGGAAUAACGUGAAGGAGGCAAUGAUUUUCUUUUUCCCUUUGGGGUAUAUAUUUUUUUGAGACUUAAAACAACUCCAAAAUUUCUCUUAGUCAUGGAGUGAGAAGAAUGAGCACUGAACUUCACAUGUGCAGUAAAAGUGAAAAGGGGAGCGUGGCCUAAACAAAAAUGUGAUGACACAGCGUAACGGUGCGACUCACUGUGGUGGAAACGAAGUACUGCACCUCAGUAAACGGCAAUACAAUUAAUCUCACAUCACAACAACCAAGUACACUAAAUAAAAGAAUGUCUCUUAACAGAUUUUUAUUUCUCAAGUACUUUCAACAACACCACUUUGAUAGACCACCACCUUAUAUCAUAGACACUAGACUACAUGAUCACAACAGACCACACUAUGUGACGACACAGGACUGUUUUCUGCAGCAUACAAGGAACUGUCCUGGCUCCCACUCCUUUCUGGCUCUACACCGUAGACUUCAGACAUCUUUUGGCAAGCAGCAAUCUUCAGAAAGUCUCAGAUGACUCUGAAAUCUCCUAAUUACAGGAGAUAGGAAAGACUGUUUACAUGUCCUGCAUUCCCUCAUUGUGCAACAUGUCUAACAGACCUACAUCUACCACAAAUGUAAGAUUUCUGUUGUAUUUCAUUGUCUAUAUUUUAUAGUUACGUAAUGUUUAUUUUUCUUAUCUCGUGUGUGCACACAAAUACCUAAAAACUAAUCAUUUUGUGAGGACUUUAAAGUUAAGAUUAUUAAGACAGUAUCAGCCCGUCUUCAUAGAAGGCUCCACCUAGUGUAGUGACAUAAAUGUAAUGACCUGAUGUGAUGAUACUAGAGAGGCUGGUCUCUGCUCAUCUGCGCCCCCUGGUGACCUCACUGCUGGACCCAUUUCAGUUCUCCACCAACCCAGUGUUGGAGUGGAUGACCCCAUCAUCUGCCUCCUGCAUAGAGCUCUCUGUGAUCUGGAUCUGGAGAAGGCUGGGAACACUGUGAGAAUCAUGUUGUUUGUUUUUUAUUUCUC
Molecule: messenger RNA, 4034 nt
Organism: Mugil cephalus (flathead mullet)
Lineage: Eukaryota; Metazoa; Chordata; Actinopteri; Mugiliformes; Mugilidae
Exons: 6
Coding region: 1377-1991 (204 amino acids)
Source: RefSeq, a predicted model, not a curated record